UGAGCAAGCCAUCCCGGUCACCUCGAUCUAAACACCUUCUCCGCCCUAUCUAUCCAAUUGCUCUCUACCCGCAGUAGAGUAGCCCUUAACACCCUUCAGAUGGGAAAAUGACACCCCAACCAACCCCUCCCGCGCCAAAUGGCCACACCCAACAACAACAAGAACAGCAACAGCAGCAAAACCCCGCCUCCCCCUCCCCACCGCCUCCAGCUCCAGUCCCUCUGACACCCGGGCCCCGCGCCGUGCGCCUCCAACAAGUCUUCUCCCAAGCCCUCCUACGCACCAUACGCGCUAAUUCCUACGCGAACUUCGCCGCCUGCUUCCCCACGCCGGCUAAACGUGUCCCGCAUAGCCUCGAGUCUGUCUGGAGACAGCUGAAUGCGAAGCUAGAAGAGAGCGCGCGCGCGGAGUUUGAGGAUGUAUUGAGGGAGAGGGAGGUGGUUAAGGGGUUGAAUGAGUUGGAUCGGUUGGUUGGGGAGGCGAGGUUGCGGAGGGAGAAUGGAGAAGGGGAGGCGAGUGUGCCGCCUCACACUCUAGGCGCGAACGAGCUUUACCAAGCGCACCUUGCGCCGUAUCUGUCAGAAGCCCAGGCUUCGCUAAAUACGAAAUUGGAAACCGUGCAGAAGGAGAAUGCCCAGCUUUCCGAGAAAGUCGCAUCUCAGAGACGGGAGAUUGAGCAAUUAUUAUCUGGCCUUGAAGCUGUCAUUAGCGACGUGGAAGGCGCAGCGGCCGCUACGACGGAGUUUGACGCAAACCAUACCCUGCGUAAAGAGGCGCAGGAAAUGGACGAUGAAAUUAAGGCCGCUCAACGGCCAUGAUUAUGUUUUUGUAUUUACAACGGGAACUUGUGUGGUUCGAUAGCGAGUGUAUGUCAUGUGUGGGGUUACCAACUCGGGAUCUUAAAAUUACAGGGCAUAGCGCCGGGCUUGUACGUAUGUACAGAUCUCAGAACACGAUCUCGUCCGGGUCAACUUUCCGGAAAAGUCCAUCCAUAUCCUCCGCCGAGACCAGCCCAUCGUCAACCAUAUCCUCCGCUAUCUGCCUCAAUUCCUUUUCCGAGCUGGCUAUCAAUUCUUCCAUUUUCUGCAUGUCGCCCGCGAGAGCAAAGGCAAAUGCUUCUUUCGCUGUCCCUUCUUGACACUGUUCUGUUAAUCCAUCCCUCCCGGCAAGAGCAGCUGCUCCGCGAUAAUAUGUCUGCGCAUUCUUCAGGAGUGUCGAGGCAUUCUCAUGCGAUAUCUUAUAGCUCCAAGGCUGCCCACCCAAGCGCCACCGAUACAUCUCAACGUCUCCUCGCGCAAGGUGGAUCUUGGGCAAAUUUUGGGCCUCGGGAAGCUUUGUUGCUGCGGUAAGGGAAUCUAGAGCGGACGAUAGCGCUUGCCAUCGUAGCGUCAACAGCCUAUUCAACGCUUCCUCGUUGUCCGGCUGGUCGCAAUCUGCCAUGGUAGAGUUGAACGCCACCAGCGACUCUGCUUGGCUGCAAAGCGCCCCCGGAUUUCCCGGCAAAUCCUUCACAUCUCCAAACGCCGCGCUCACUUCGUUCUUGUACGUGUCAAAAUCAAUCCUCCCACUCCGGAACGAGACUUCCGCCAACGUUGAAAUGAACUUGGCGCGCGCGAGCGCUACCUCGUUCUGCCUGUCUGUUCCCUCAACGUACGCCGCGAUUUUCUCCUUUAGCAGCACCGCAGAAUACUCCUCGACCCACGCAAGAGUACUGCCAGGAUCAAACGUAAGUAACCCGCAAAACGUGGCCAAUGUUUCCAACUGCGCCACAGCGGUGUCAACAAGCGUAUCCUUGGUUACCGGUUCGAUGACUGUAGCCCACUGUUCCGACUGUGUGGGUUCCGUAGCUCCUAUUCCAGUUCCAGUUCCAGCUUCAGCGCCCUCCAUCGCCCGGUCUGUUUCCAAAUUUGCUUGCUGCUCAUCGCGAUCAAAGGCUCUGGACUUCGCCAUAGCAUGCUGAUGCUGUCCUUCCGUAAACCGCAGCUCCUGUACACCUAGACAUCGCUGGAAAAGAUCCAACGCCUCCUGCAAAUAUCUCGAGGCUUCCUGCGUAUGGUUCUCGGUGGCCCGUCUCCCAUCUAUAAUCGCCUCUGCUAAGCUCGUCAAUACCUGCGCGGUGUUGAAGAGGAUUUCCGCAUUGUCUUGUUGGAGGGUUAGGGCGUGUCUGUGGGACUUGAGCGCGAUGUGGAGGAUUUCGACAGCUGGGGCGGGGAGUUGGGUUGCUAGUUUUGGAUGCUGGGUUAUUUCGUAUUGUAUCCGUGCCCUAUAUUUAGAAUAAGCCGUGCAGGAGAGUUAGGAAACAGAUCUAAUCAAUCAAAUAUACCGAAAAGAACACCAAUCUUUCAUCUGUCCCUUCAAUCGCGGAAAAGAUGGGGUUUAUACUACGUACUUAUUGUAUGCCAAAUCAAACGAAUUCGGAAACCUCCUCAGACCCGUAUCGUACAUUUCAAUGGCACGCAUGAAAAACCGCAUGGACUUGACGGCAUCUCCGGCUCGCCAUUUUUCCCCGGCUUCUUCUAGUUCGACGCCAGCUGGGACAGGUUAUUUUGUUAGUUGCUUUAUUUCGAUGCUGGAUACAUCUUGUUGCCCGCCCCGUGCCGGAGGAUAGUAAGUGCUAAUGGCAAUGGCAAUGGCAAUCAAUGGAAGUAUAACUUACUAGCAAGGUAUUCGUCUGCGCUUUCAGGCUCCUGGGAAUUGAGCGUGGGGUGGUGAGUGAGAGGGAAUUUUAAUUCAUCGGAACCGACAUCGAAAUGGGGAGAAGAGUAGGGGAGUAGAGGUAAAAGGAAUAGCGACAAGGGGGAUUCCAACUGGGGUGGGGGAAUGUUGAUCUUGUUGCCGUGAAUGUAGUGGGAUUUAACUGGGAUUUAUAUCUAAAAUAUGAAGGGGAACGUAUGCGGAAC
This is a messenger RNA of Blastomyces gilchristii SLH14081, 2900 nucleotides long. Its product is annotated as MIND kinetochore complex component Nnf1. Lineage: Eukaryota; Fungi; Ascomycota; Eurotiomycetes; Onygenales; Ajellomycetaceae. Gene Ontology annotation, cellular component: MIS12/MIND type complex. The transcript is spliced from 2 exons. Gene Ontology annotation, biological process: chromosome segregation. Bases 108 to 818 code for a protein of 236 amino acids. The record is from RefSeq and is a predicted model, not a curated record.